Mya arenaria is the source of this 4103-nucleotide messenger RNA. Its product is annotated as tolloid-like protein 1. Lineage: Eukaryota; Metazoa; Mollusca; Bivalvia; Myida; Myidae. The transcript has 19 exons. The record is from RefSeq and is a predicted model, not a curated record. The coding region runs from base 319 to 3651 and encodes 1110 amino acids. Gene Ontology annotation, biological process: proteolysis. Gene Ontology annotation, molecular function: serine-type endopeptidase activity; metalloendopeptidase activity; zinc ion binding.
UGUGCGCUUCUAUAACUUAACCAAUUCGCCCAUAGUCUCGUUAGACUUCUCAACAGAGUAACUUCGCUACGCUAUAGUAUCAGUAGUUUAACAAGUAAGAGAGAGAAAGUUACGGGUUAUUGUUAAGGGCUUUAUAGGGGAUUCCAUUACGAGACUGAUUGACACUAUUUGUUAUUUUAUCUGUAAGGUGUAAAUGGAUUAUUCGGAUUAGUGUCUGGUACUCGGAUUUUGUUUUUGUGUUGUUCAUUAACAAGUGGUCUUGAAAUUGUUCGAUAGGCAGUGUGUGUAUGCGUGCUGGAAAUUGAUACAUACAGCAGAAUGGAAAUUCGGACGUGGUUUCAAGUGAUUUUGUGUCAAAUCUCGACUUUGAUAUUGAUAGUUAAUUGUGAGAAAAUGGCUACUGUUGGAAUAAUAGAAAACGCUGCUAAACAUGGAACUCACCCUUACAGAACUUCAAACGAUAUGUACAUGGAUCCAUGCAAAGCUUAUGGAUACAUGGGUGAUAUAGCACUUUCAGAAGAAGAAUAUAAAGACUAUACACACCAACACGACUAUCUACGAGAAAAGAUGGGUACUUCAAUAGAUGAUCUACAAAUAGAAGACCCCACAACCUUGCAAGUCGGGAAAAACGGCCCCUUCACGCAUCUAGAUGAUCUCAUAGAUAAGGAGGCGAGUAGUGAAAAAUACAACAAGGAUAAGAUGGAUAAGGAUAAGACGGGCGAAAAAUCUUCGAAUGAUCUCAGUAAAAAGAAGAAAUCAAAACGAAAAUGUCAAAAGGGUGACCUUCUAUGCAAGGAAAUGAAGAAAAAAGAGAAAGGACGACGUAAACAGGAACGAGAAAUCAGACGACAGCAGAAACAGGAAGAUAGGCGACAGAGGAGAUUGAAGAAACUCAAGCUGAGACAAAUGAAGCGAGAGAGGAAGCAACAGGAGAGGUUAGCGAAGAAACUGGAAAUGAAGAAAGCACGGAAAAUGCAACGGAGGGCGGAGGAAGCGCAGACGAGAGCGAAAAGGGCGGCAACUGCGCGCCCUGAGAGAAUCUGGGACUACGGGGUGAUUCCGUACGAGAUCGAGGCUAAUUUUAGCGGUGCCCACAAAGCGUUGUUCAAGUUGGCGAUGCGACACUGGGAGAAUUAUACGUGCGUCUCGUUCGUGGAGCGGACAGAUUCCCACCAGAGUUACAUCGUCUUCACUGAAAGGCCGUGCGGCUGUUGUUCUUUCGUGGGCAAGCGAGGCAACGGCAACCAGGCAAUCAGUAUUGGAAAGAACUGCGACAAGUUCGGCAUCGUCGUACACGAGCUGGGGCACGUGAUUGGCUUCUGGCACGAGCACACGCGACCAGACCGGGACGAGCACGUGAAAAUCAUUUACAAAAAUAUCAUGCCCGGGCAGCAGUACAACUUCAACAAGCUGACGCCGCUAGAGGUGAACUCCCUAGGUGAAGAUUACGACUACGGUAGCAUCAUGCACUACGCACGCAACACGUUCGCACGUGCUACGUACGUGGAUACCAUCCUGCCCCGCAAGAAACCGGAAAUGGAAGUUAGGCCGGAAAUAGGGCAGCGCGUGCGGCUGAGCCCCGGGGAUAUCGCCCAGGCGAAUAAAUUAUACAGAUGUCCAUUAUGUGGACGGACGCUACAGGAGUCUAUAGGCCAGUUCUCCCACUCCCCGGCCCCGGAAAAAGAACAGUUAUGCCAAUGGCGGAUCUCCGCAACGCACGGGGAAAAGAUUGUAUUAAACAUAACGGCCCUUGACAUUCCGGUUACGGGACACCUCGGCACUGAACAGUGUGAAACCGACUACCUCGAAGUCAGAGACGGCCAUUAUGUUUUAUCAAAGCUUAUUGGCCGGUACUGCGGGGACAAACUGCCUGGAACCCUGGUGUCUACUGACAGCCGUAUGUGGGUGGAGUACCGCACCAGUGGAGGCCAGGGCAAGGGAUUCGAGGCCAAGUACGAGGCAAUAUGCGGAGGCGAGAUCCACAAAGAGCAGGGUUCACUGACGUCACCAAACUACCCGGAUGACUACAAACCAAACAAGGAGUGUGUAUGGAAGAUCACCGUACCAGAGGACUACUCCGUAGCCGUCAAGUUCCAGUCGUUUGAGAUUGAGAACCACGAUAACUGUGUAUAUGACUACCUGGAAAUCCGAGACGGUCACGAGGAGACAUCCCCCCUGAUAGGUCGUUACUGUGGCUACAAGAUCCCAGUGGACAUCAAAUCCAAGACCAAUAAGCUCUAUGUGAAGUUUGUGUCCGACGGCUCCGUGCAAAAGGCGGGAUUUGCGGCAAACUUUAUAAAAGAGUAUGACGAAUGUGCCACAGGGAAGCAUGGCUGUGACCACGAGUGUGUGAACACCCUGGGCAGCUUCAAGUGUGAAUGUAAGAUCGGGUACGAACUUCAUUCCGACGGCAAAAAGUGUGAAGAUGCAUGCGGUGGCUAUAUCGACGCGACGAACGGUACCCUACAGAGUCCCUCCUUCCCCGAGCUGUACCCACCAAACAAGUUCUGUGUAUGGCAAAUAGUGGCCCCAGAACAGUACAGGAUCACACUCAACUUCACACACUUUGACCUAGAGGGUAAUAAUCAAAACUGUGAGUACGACAGUGUACGGAUCACGAGCGGCACGGGUCCCCAGUCCGUGGUGAACGGGAUGUACUGCGGCUCCACCCUCCCUAUGCCCAUCACAUCGGAGAGCAACACCCUUACACUCGAGUUUAACUCGGACAACUCCGUACAGAAAACCGGCUUCCUGGCGCUUUUCUUUACCGACAAGGACGAGUGCGCGGUUAACAAUGGCGGGUGCCAGCAUAUCUGCAAGAACACGGUCGGAAGUUACGAAUGCGCAUGUCACAACGGAUUCACCCUCCACGAGAAUAAACACGACUGCAAGGAAGGCGGCUGUCAGCACGAGAUAUUGGCUCCGUCUGGCGAGAUCAGCAGCCCCAACUGGCCGGACUUCUACCCUAGCAGGAAGGAUUGUGUCUGGCAUUUCUCCACAGUCAAUGGACACCGCAUCAAAAUCGCCUUCCAGAACUUCGAAUUGGAACAACACCAGGAAUGCACCUACGAUCAUAUCGAGAUUUUUGACGGAAGUAAUAACUACGCCCAGACGCUUGGACGGUUUUGUGGCGGCAAGCUUCCACCGACGGUCAUUUCCUCCGGAAAUGAGCUUUACAUGGUCUUCUAUUCGGACGCUUCCGUUCAACGGAAAGGAUUCCACGCUACUCAUAACACAGUGUGCGGCGGACGCCUGACAGCCGUUGAGCAGCAGAGCCAGUUGUUCUCCCACGCGCGGUACGGGGACCAGAACUACGAUAACAAGCUCGAUUGUGAUUGGGUGAUUGAGGCGCGCGAAGGGUACCGAAUAUCUUUCUACUUUACGGCGUUCGAGAUUGAGGACGAAACGGAUUGUGGGUAUGACAACGUCGAGGUGUUUGACGGUCCUCACGACACGGACACGUUAAUAGGACGUUACUGCGGUGGCGACGUUCCGCCGGAGAUCUUUUCCACGGGCCAGUUUCUGUUAGUCCGUUUUAAGUCAGACGACACCAUCAACUGGAAGGGAUUCUCCGCUGUAUAUCUAGAAGGCGGUCGCGCAUUUCCCAGUAGUGCUAACGUUAACCCCGUUCCACUUCCCUUUAAUACAUAGCCUAAUUUGUAUGACGUCACGUCACUUUGACGUUACUCGUUAGUCUCAAUUACGUAGAGCCUCGUUCUCGUUGUUUUGGCAUUAUAGUGCUAUUGAAGCGCUUUGUAUGAAAUCCAGUAACAGUUACAUGUAUAUAGAUGUGUACAUAAAAGUGUUUAUUUCUGAAAUCCUAUGAAUUUUAAGAAAAAUCUACAUUUACCUCGUAAGAAGGUCUAAAUAUAUAAGUACAUUUCUGAAUGUAAAAUGCAAUUCACGGAAACUACACCCGUUUUCCUGAUAAUUGAAAUUGUAUGGAGAGAUGCAAGUUAAGUUCCUUCAUACAUGUUUUGAGCAUUAAUAACAGUGUAUAUUGGCAUUCCUAUUAACAUCGCAUUGGUUUUUAAAUUGUUUCUGUUUGUUCACGAACUUAAAGAGUGUCCCUUGAAUAUGCUGUAUUAAAUGGGUAAAGAAGA